This is a messenger RNA of Acanthosepion pharaonis, 771 nucleotides long. The record is from the annotation of a GenBank genome assembly. Lineage: Eukaryota; Metazoa; Mollusca; Cephalopoda; Sepiida; Sepiidae.
AUGUCAACCACUAGUACUCUUCCUUCAGAUAUAGCAUCCACAUCUACAUCAGCAUCCACUCCUGCAAUGUCACAUCCAUCUAGUACUCUUCCUUCAGAUAUAGCAUCUACAUCAGCAUCCACUCCUGCAAUGUCAGCCACUAAUAUAGCAUCUAUCAUCAAAUCAUCCACUCCUGCAAUGUCAGCCACUAGUACUCUUACUUCAGAUAUAGCAUCUACAUCAGCAUCCACUCCUGCAAUGUCAGCCACUAGUACUCUUUCUUCAGAUAUAGCAUCUACAUCAGCAUCCACUCCUGCAAUGUCAACCACGAGUACUCUUCCUUCAGAUAUAGCAUCCACAUCAGCAUCCACACCUGCAAUGUCAGCCACUAGUAUUCAUUCAGAUAUAGCAUCACCACUCCUGCAAUGUCAACCACUAGUACUCUUCCUUCAGAUAUCAUCCACUCCUGCAAUGUCAACCACUAGUACUCUUCCUUCAGAUAUAGCAUCUACAUCAAUGCAUCCACAUCUCCAGCAUGCAAUGUCAACCACUAGUACUCUUCCUUCAGAUAUAGCAUCUACAUCAGCAUCCACUCCUGCAAUGUCAUCCACUAGUACUCUUUCUUCAGAUAUAGCAUCUACAUCAGCAUCCACUCCUGCAAUGUCAGCCACUAGUACUCUUCCUUCAGAUAUAGCAUCCACAUCAGCAUCCACUCCUGCAAUGUCAACCACUAGUACUGUUCCUUCAGAUAUAGCAUCCACAUCAGCAUCUCCUGCAAUAAAGUUCCACUAA